GCGAGUAUGAAUGCGUGUGCAAUUAAUUACCAAGCACGGACAAAGGGUGCGAUAGUGCUGUGCUAAGUGUACUAGUCCAGUCAGUGCUGAGACGUGAUCAAAGGCGCGCGCACACAGCCGCGCGACGCAUUCGCCAACACUGCGUACGCGCUUAAAACGAUAUUAGUUAAUAUGAUGCUCGCCGGAGCGCAAAUCGUUGAAGACAGUGUGUCGUACAGGCCAGAAAAUGCAUCGGUUUCGAUAGGGGCCAACCCCGAGCCGCAGCUGACGACGCAAGGGUUCUCCAAGAUGCCCACAAGGGAUCCCGUGGACAUACAGUUCACUAACAUCACAUGCACUGUACAUCUGGGAUUUAACAAAGGCUCGAAGCAAAUUCUGCAUGGUGUGAACGGACGACUCCGGCCUAAGCAACUGGUUGCGAUCAUGGGUCCCUCCGGUGCUGGUAAAUCGACUCUUCUGGAUGUUCUAUCCGGAUAUCGUAUCACGGGCGUCGGCGGGGUUGUCCACGUGAACGGAAGAGGCAGGAACAUGAAAAGAUUCAAGAAGAUGUCGUGUUACAUACAGCAAGACGACCGCCUGCAGGGACUACUGACUGUCUCAGAGAACAUGGUAUUGGCUUCCGAUCUUAAGCUCUCCAUCAAAAUGGACAAAUACGAAAAAGGAGAAGUGAUCGAAGACAUAUUAACUGCACUAGGUCUGUACGAGCAUAUGAGCACACGUGCGUCCCGCCUCUCGGGUGGACAGAAGAAGAGGCUCUCCAUCGCUCUGGAGCUGAUCAACAAUCCCCUCGUUAUGUUCCUCGACGAACCAACAACUGGUCUGGACAGCUCCUCGUGUAGUCAAGUAGUCAAGCUCUGCAGGGAUCUGGCGCAGCAGGGUCGUACCAUAGUCUGUACGGUACAUCAACCCUCAGCGUCACUGUUUGCGCUAUUCGAUCAAGUAUACGUUUUAGCUGCAGGAAAUUGCCUCUACCAGGGCACCACAAAGAACUUAGUACCAUACUUGGAGGGGGCCGGAGUACCGUGUCCUAUAUACCACAACCCAGCUGAUUACAUUAUCGAAUUGGCUUGCGGAGAAUACGGUGAAGACAAGAUCCAAAUCUUAACGACAAAAGCUGAGAACGGACGCGCACUUUCCUGGUUCGAUGAUCCUGACUCCAUGCCCACUAUGGAAAUCUUAAGAAAGCAGUGUCCUCUUAGCGUCUUAAAGGAGCAAGACCCUAGUACUGGCAACGAAGAAACUCCUAGAUCCAAUCAAAGAAAAGUACUUAUUAAAAGAGGAUUCUUAAAAGCAAAACGCGACUCCACAAUGACCCAUCUCCGGCUAAUAGUGAACGUGUUAGUGGGAGUUAUGUUGGGGAGUUUAUUUAUCAAGGCCGGUAACGAAGGCUCCAGAGUCUUGGAGAACUACAAUCUGCUGUUUGCGAUACUGAUGCACCACAUGAUGUCGCCAAUGAUGCUUACCAUACUCACUUUUCCGUCGGAAAUGUCCAUAUUAUCAAAGGAGCACUUCAAUAGAUGGUACUCGUUGGGUUCCUAUUACAUCUCUAUUACAAUUGUCGAUUUGCCUAUUACGAUAGUAUCUUGUGCGGUGUUCAGUGCGAUAGUGUACACUAUGUCUGGUCAGCCGAUGGCGAUCUCUCGGUUCGGGAUGUUCUUCGCGAUCUCCCUAUACACGGUACUAGUGGCGCAAAGUUUCGGCCUCAUGAUCGGAGCCGUCUUCAAUGUUGUUAACGGUACCUUCCUUGGCCCUACUUUGUCGGUACCGAUGAUGAUGUUCGCGGGCUUCGGAGUGACUCUACGCGACCUCCCGCCGUACUUGUACUGGGGGUCAUACGUCUCGUACUUGCGGUACGGAUUGGAAGGAUUCGUGGGCGCCAUAUACGGGUUGGAAAGACCGAAACUGGACUGCAAUGAAGCACCUAUAUGCCUUUAUAAAUACCCAAGACAGUUCCUCUCUGAAGUAGCUAUGUCUCCGGACAGAUUCUGGUGGGACGUUCUAGCGCUCACGAUCUUCGUCUUCGUGUUAAGGAUUGCAGCUUUCUUCCUUCUAAAAUGGAAGUUAAACGCUGUUCGAUAAAGACAUCUAAUUUGCUCAAGCCAUUUAUAUAUACUUAGAAUUAUAGUAGGUAGAUUAAUAAUGUGAUUUUUUUUAUGGCGAAAAUCGUAUUUUAAACGGGAAUUUAAGUUUAGUACGGUUGGUGACAAAAACAAAAUUUAUGUUAAAUGUAAAAAAAAAAAAUGUGAAAUUCAUAAAGAAAAUUUUAGCUAAGUAGGUAUUAAAUUAAUUAUUGCAACGGUUUCUAGGUUUUCUUACUUGUACAAACUUGUACAAAGUAAAUUAUAUUUUAGUGAUUUCUGUUUUUCUAACCGUAUUUUGAGGGUAGGUAUUUUAAUUUUGUUGACCUGAAUUUUUAUCUGGUCUGUGUAUGAAGGGUAGAGGUACCCUCCAUAGGUCUGUGGUUGAAAUAGAUAAAAUUAAAUUAAAAUGAGUGCCAUUUUACUGAGUCAUUUUUAUUAUAUGUAUAAAAUAUUA
Bombyx mandarina (wild silkworm) is the source of this 2535-nucleotide messenger RNA. RefSeq names its product ATP-binding cassette sub-family G member 4. Lineage: Eukaryota; Metazoa; Arthropoda; Insecta; Lepidoptera; Bombycidae. The record is from RefSeq and is a predicted model, not a curated record. Gene Ontology annotation, molecular function: ATP hydrolysis activity; ATP binding; ABC-type transporter activity. Gene Ontology annotation, cellular component: plasma membrane. Gene Ontology annotation, biological process: transmembrane transport.